Messenger RNA from Torulaspora globosa, 1620 nucleotides. RefSeq names its product glutamate--tRNA ligase MSE1 (gene MSE1). Bases 1 to 1620 code for a protein of 539 amino acids. NCBI's taxonomy places the organism in Eukaryota, Fungi, Ascomycota, Saccharomycetes, Saccharomycetales, Saccharomycetaceae. Gene Ontology annotation, biological process: glutamyl-tRNA aminoacylation. The transcript has a single exon. Gene Ontology annotation, molecular function: tRNA binding; ATP binding; zinc ion binding. The record is from RefSeq and is a predicted model, not a curated record.
AUGAGGGCAAUAGCAAGCAGGCUAUACAGUGGUUUAAGAAAGAAGGAACCGGGCGAUCUAUUCUCUAGUAGGUCCAUACUCUCGAAGAAGCCUGUGAAGGAUGUCCAUCCCAAAGCACCGGUUCGUACCAGGUUUGCACCUUCUCCUACAGGAUUACUGCAUAUCGGUUCAUUGAGGACUGCUCUGUACAACUACUUACUGGCCAGGAACACUGGGGGACAGUUUUUACUGAGACUGGAAGAUACGGAUCAGAAGAGGUUAGUACCAGGAGCAGAACAGAACAUCUACGACAGUCUCAAGUGGUGUGGAAUCGAUUAUGAUGAGGGUCCAAAUGUCAAUGAUAUGAAGUGCGGGCCUUUCAGGCAGAGUGAGAGAACCUCGAUCUAUCAGAAGUAUGUCGAUGGGCUGCUCGAGUCAGGCCAUGCCUACCGUUGCUUUUGCUCAAAAGAGAGGUUAGAUGGGCUCAGAGAAUCCGCAAAACGAUUGAAACCACCAACAACGACAAGUUAUGAUCGAGCGUGUGCUGACUUAAGCCAGAAAGAGAUAGAUGAUAAUCUGGCCAAGCGAACUCCUUUCACAAUCAGAAUGAGGGCUCCCGAUCGAUAUCCCCCUUUCAAAGAUCUUCUACAUGGUGUUGUUGAUAUACAGCCGCAGGUUAAUAUUAAUGAUCGCAGAUAUGACGACCCUAUUUUAGUCAAAUCUGACAACCUACCCACUUAUCAUUUUGCUAAUGUUAUUGAUGAUCAUUUAAUGAAGAUCACCCACGUAAUUCGGGGUGAGGAAUGGCUUCCAUCUACCCAAAAGCAUAUUGCUCUCUAUCAGGCCUUUGGAUGGGAACCGCCAUCGUUCAUCCACAUCCCAUUAUUGACCAGUGCAAACGACAAGAAAUUGAGCAAGCGGAAGGGCGACGCCUCUGUGUUAAACAUGAAGGAAAACGGUAUUUUGCCAGAAGCUCUAGUGAACUUUUGUGUACUAUUUGGCUGGUCACCGCCAAGGAAGCUUGCCACUGCGAAUCACGAAUGUUUUACAUUAAAAGAGUUCGAACGGAUUUUUAAUCUGAACUACCUAACGAAAGGCAACGCUAAAGUUGAUGAUAAGAAGCUGUGGUUUUUCAAUAAACAUUACCUACAGAGCCGAUUAGCGGAUCCCUCGCAGUUUGAAAUAAUCGCACAAGAAGUUUGCAGCAACAUAAGGCCUGUAUUCGGAGAUGCGGUAACAUUAGAUAAAAUCAAAGUGAUUCUAAAGAAAUGCGGAACAGCUCUCACAACGUUAAAUGAGUUCAAAGAUACGUUUUCCUACUUUUUCCAGAGGCCAACAUACACAAAUUCGAAGGCAGCUAGUGAAUUUCUAGAAACACACAACAAGGAAGACACUUUGAGGGUCUUGGAGCACUUCCAAGACGCCAUUAGUCAAUCAAACAUUGAAGAGCUCAUUAGAGAACUAGCCUCUCAGGCCUCGAUAUCCAAGAAAGCCAUCUUCGAGUCAUUGAGAUUCGCGCUGGCGGAAUCACAUCCUGGAACGAAGAUACCAGUACUCAUCGAACUCCUGGGCCCUGAAGAAGCGAAUGUCAGGAUCUCCCGAGCCAUUGGCCGGAUCCAAGCACCAACUAGUAGGCUAUAG